Apis florea (little honeybee) is the source of this 4174-nucleotide messenger RNA. RefSeq names its product calcium-dependent secretion activator 1 (gene Cadps). NCBI's taxonomy places the organism in Eukaryota, Metazoa, Arthropoda, Insecta, Hymenoptera, Apidae. The record is from RefSeq and is a predicted model, not a curated record. Gene Ontology annotation, biological process: synaptic vesicle exocytosis; dense core granule exocytosis.
GAGAAGGAAACAAUAAACUAUUUAAGAAAAUAUAUAGAUAGAUACAUAUAUUACAUCGAUAUAGAGAGAAGACGGCGCGCUGCGACACGAUGGCAGUAACGUCGAAUGACCGCCAACAUUGACAAUCGCGCGCAACCAAUCGAUGGCCCACUGCCACUUUGCUUCUGCCUACAACCCGUCUUUCUUACUUUCUCUCUACCUCUCUUUUUAAUCCCCUUCUUUGACACACCCCAUUCUCUAUUUGUUCCUCCACUCUCCAACUCGAUUUACUUUAUGCUCCCUUUUCACGUUUUCGCUCCUAUUUUAUAUAAUUAUUUUAAUCGAGGACUAUUUUUUCUUCCAUUUUUACUCUCUUCCCACUUCAAGUUAGAUUUCCAAAGUACAGGCGAUUAUUUUUACAAGGAAUAUUUUCUCUUCUUUUCCGACCAUUCAUCGAGGUAAGCGUAUAAUCAUAUUUUUCACAGAACGAUCUGACAUUUUCCAUCGUUAUUUCGUUACUCCUUGAUUGCUACACAUUUCACAUUGCGGUGUUUCGGAAUAUAUAUUCACUUAUCUUUUUUUUCUUCCAUCUAUUUCUCCUUGUUGCUGACAGUUUAUCUCUAUCCUCGCGAGUGUUUCCCCAGUGAUGUGCAACGUCAGUGGCCGCGUCGGCGUCGGCGUCGGCGUCGGGACAUCAGUGUCGGUGUCACUAUCGGCGUCGGCGCUAUCAUAUCGGUGGUUGGUUAGUAGACGAACGAAGGCGGUCGAGUACGUUGGGACACGUCGUGAUCAUUGAGAGUUCAAUCCGUCCACUCUCUUUAACCUUCGUUCACACUUGUUAAUAACGGUGGCAAGUUUGUAAAUCGUAUAUACCAGAGAAAACCCUGAACUGUCCCUUUCUUUUUUUCUUUUCCAUAGAUCGCAUUGUCGUAUAACGACGCGUUUAGAAAAAUAACGAAUAAUUUGACAUUUGUAACGCAAAACAAGAUUUCUGAGUGCAUUCGAGCGCGAUAACAUGAACACAGGAUGAUCUGUCGAUAUUCGGGGACACUGUGGCCGCGUAUUGCUUGAAGAAAAGGUGUGACGGACGGGGAAGAAGAAGGGAUUGAUAACUGAUCGGAAAAGGAAAUAUCGAAAAGUAUAUAUCCUGAGGGAGCAGAAUGAUCGAUCCGAGCUCGUCGGAGUCGGAAAGCGAGGAGGACCAGAGUUCUCAACACGUCGGAAGUGUCGGUGGCGGUAGUGGCGGAGGCAGCGGUGGAGCUCGCGCAGGGAGCGGUAGCUCGUACGGAUCCCGGCGACAGAUUGGACCCGGAGGGAGCCUCGCCACCGCGAGCGGUCCCGUCUCGGGUAGCGUGAGCUCGUUAGCCUCUCCAGGAGGCUCGAUCCACGGACCGGUCGGGACACCUCGAGCUGGCGGGGGCGCCGGCCAAGAUGCCGACGCAUCUUCCUCUCUCUCCGCGGCGAGAAACUCGUUAUCGCCGUCGAUGUCUGCUGCCCAGGAUGCGGCUAGUUACGCUCAGAGACCUACCAGCCCCUCGCCCUCUGUCGCCAGCGAGAAAACCGAACCGAUCUUCAGGACAAACAGGAGCGAGAAGAAGAGGAGAGAAAGACCAGGAUACAGCUGUAUGUGUUCGUAUCGAGAUGCAUUGCAUAUCCGUUUAACGCCAAACAACCAUUGGAUAUGACGAAACGUCCGCUAAAAGUGACCAAGCAACAACUCGAAACGAUAUGUUCUCGUUUUCAGAGUUUCCUAAAGGGAGAAACGCAAAUAAUGGCGGAUGAAGCGUUUCGAAACGCCAUACAGAAUUACUACGAUGUGUUUCUAACGUCGGACCGCGUGAUGCAAAUGGUUCAAAGCGGUGCUUGCUCGCAACUCGACUUCCGCGAGGUGUUCAAGGAGAACAUAAAGAUUCGUGUUCUACGCUUCCCGGAAAUCGAUGGAUUGAGCAAAGAGACUGUACUUACGUCCUGGUUGGCCAAAUUCGAUUGUAUCAUGAAAGGUACGGGGGACGAGGAGACCAAGAGGCCCUCCAGGAUGCAACAACAGUCUUUGAUCUCGGAGAUGAUUCUUCCGAAGGAGCAGCUGUACGACAUGUUCCAGCAAAUUCUUGGGAUCAAGAAGUUCGAACAUCAGCUUCUGUUCAACGCCCUCCUGUUGGAUUCAGCCGACGAACAGGCUGCCGCCAUCAGGAGGGAGCUGGAUGGUCGCCUCCAGAGGGUCAACGAAAUGGAAAAGAAUCGCAAGCUUAUGCCCAAGUUUCUCUUAAAAGAAAUGGAGUCGCUCUACAUCGAGGAACUAAAGUCGUCUAUCAACCUGUUGAUGGCUAAUUUAGAGUCGUUGCCAGUCUCGAAAGGUUCGACAGACAGCAAAUACGGGCUGCAGAAGCUGAAGCGCUGCAAUCACCGACGUGAGCGCUCCCGCUGCCGCGGUCAGGGUUCCCUCGUUAAAUUGGAGAGCGACUCCGCCGACUCGGAACCGCAGCUAACCAAAAUGGACGUAGGCCUCACCUUUCAAUUGGCUGUAGUGGUUGUAGAGGUCAGGGGCUUGAAGAGUUUACCACCCAACAAGAUCGUGUAUUGCACGAUGGAAGUCGAUCGUGGUAAAAAGCUGCAAACCGAUCACGCCGAAGCCUCGAAACCUAUGUGGGACACUCAAGGCGAUUUCACCACCAUGCAACCUCUACCGUUGGUCAAGGUUCGACUGUACACCGAGAAUUCGGCGAUGCUCGCGCUCGAGGACAAAGAAUUGGGCAAGGUGAAUCUACGACCUACACCGUUCUCCUGUAAACAUCCGGAAUGGUAUCGAAUGUCCGUCCCGAAAAAUUGCCCCGACCAGGAACUUCUCAUCAAAGUUGGCUGCCGUAUGGACAAACCGUUCAACAUGAAACAUUGCGGCUACCUUUACGCGAUGGGCAAAUCCGUGUGGAAAAAGUGGAAGAAACGAUACCACGUGUUGGUUCAAGUAUCCCAAUACACGUUCGCGAUGUGCUCGUACAAAGAGAGAAGGAGCGAGCCAUCCGAGAUGAUGCAACUCGACGGUUACACGGUCGAUUAUAUCGAACCUCUUUCGGCCAAUCUAAUGGUCGGUAUGGAUUUAGAUGACGGAAGAUUUUAUUUCAACGCUGUCCGCGAAGGGGACAACAUAGUAUUUGCCGCGGAUGACGAGAACGAGUGUCAAACUUGGGUAAUGGUUAUGUACAGAGCGACCGGCCAAUCCCACAAACCGACUCCGCCGGUAUCCGUGGCGGACAAAAAUUCCACCAUCAGCAAGAUACAGGGAGAUGCCGAUCGAGCGAAAAAGCAUGGAAUGGAGGAUUACAUUAGCGCGGAUCCUUGCAAGUUCGAUCAUCACAUUCUCUUCAAAUUUUUGCAAAAUUUGGUUCUGGAUUAUCGAUUGAACGAUCCCUACUGUUCCCUCGGUUGGUUUUCGCCUGGCCAAGUAUUCGUUCUGGACGAGUAUUGCGCGAGAUACGGAGUUCGAGGAUGCUUUCGACACUUGUGCUACUUGAACGACUUACUCGAUAGAAUCGACCGCGGUUUAAUGAUCGAUCCGACCCUGAUUCACUUCAGUUUCGCCUUUUGCGCCACUCACGUUUACGGGAAUCGCACGGAUCGAGUCGGUUCCAUUACUCACGAGGAGAAGGAAAAGUUUCAAGACAUCAAAGAGAGACUCAGACAAAUUCUCGAAGAACAAAUUACCAAUUUCAGAUACAGUUUCCCUUUCGGUCGGCCGGAUGGCGCGUUGAAGGCAACCCUGUCCCUGUUGGAACGAGUAAUGAUGAAGGAUGGCGUCAGCCCUGUGCCUCAAGAAGAAGUGAAGACAUUGAUCAAGAAUUGUCUCGAGAAGGCUGCUCUCGUCAAUUAUACGAAGCUCUCUGCCGAAGCGAAAAUCGAGGACGAUUUCAGCGGUGAGGUUUGCGUCCCGCCUAGCAAGAAACUCGAAGAUCUCAUACACCUUGCCGAUAUGUGCGUCGAUCUGCUUCAACAAAACGGGGAGCACUAUUCGAAGGUUGUACCGCAGGCGUUCGCCUGGUUUAGCGAUCUCAUGGUGGAGCACGCCGAGAUCUUCUGGUCUUUGUUCGCCGACGAUAUGGACAAAGUGCUCGCCGAACAACCACGGGAUACUUGGGACAGUUUUCCACUCUUUAAAAUCUUGAACGACUAUCUGAGAGAAGAUGGUACAAUUUAAAGAAAA